Molecule: messenger RNA, 258 nt
Organism: Closterium sp. NIES-65
Lineage: Eukaryota; Viridiplantae; Streptophyta; Zygnematophyceae; Desmidiales; Closteriaceae
Source: the annotation of a GenBank genome assembly
AUGGUGCCAGUCAGCAUAGUGCCAGGCCGCAUCGUCGGGGGCUGCAUAGUCAGGGGCACUUCCGCUUUCCCUCCCUUCCCCUUACCUUUCCCUCCCCCUUCCCUCCCCUUUCUCUCCCCUUUCCCUUCGCCUGCCCGUCCCUUCCCCUUCCCCACUCCUUUCCCUCCCCUCCACCCCCAUCCCCUUCCCUCCCUUUCUGAUCCCCCUCCAGUCCCCGCCCCCCUGGUGUCUCACGUGUCUACAAUUUCACGUAUUUAA